AUGAUAAAAAUAGAAAAGAUAAAUAAUGAAGAGGAUUCAUAAAAGUCAAAAUAAAAGAAUUAAAAAAAUAUGAAAAGUAGGAGAAGCAUUUGAAAUAAGCGAAGAGAAGAAGAGUAACAUUAUAAAAAGUAUGUAAAAAAAGCAAAUUAAAUAAGAGGUGGAACCGUAAAAAUAAGAAAAUCAUCCCCAUAUUUCUAAUAAGGAAUUAUUGAAACAAGAAAGCAUAAUAAAUAAUAUUAGAAUAAAUAGCAAUAGAAACCACAAAGCAAAAGUAAAUUUAUUUUCUUGAUGUUAUUAUCUCAUCUAUUAUACUUAUUCUCAGUGAAGGAAUUUUCAGAUUAUAUAACAGACCUUUCAUAUAAGAACAGAUACUUCAUCGCAGCAGGAUUUUGA
Paramecium sonneborni is the source of this 393-nucleotide messenger RNA. Lineage: Eukaryota; Ciliophora; Oligohymenophorea; Peniculida; Parameciidae. The record is from the annotation of a GenBank genome assembly.